ACACAGCAGGCCGGGCGGCAUCAGAGGAGCAGGAAAGUUGACGUUUCGGGUCAGGACCCUUCUCCAGAAACGUCAACUCCCCUGCUCCCACCCCGAUGCUUCCCGGCCUUUCCUCCAGCUGCGUCGUCUCCAACUCCGGCAUUGGCAGUUCUUACGAUCUCUGUUUGUUUAUUUAUUUUUUCCCUCUGGGCUCUGCUCGGAAGCGUUCACUCCGCUUGGCGGCCAUUUUCACCAGUUACCCCCCCCACCCCCUCACCUUCUUGUCUCUGGUCUCCCGCCUUUCUCUCUCUCUCUCUCUCUCUCUAGAAGUGGAGGAUUCCUAUUCGGAAGUGCCCUCUGACUACUUUGCGACGGAUCUGGAGUACGAGGACCGCACGGGGGAUUCGGCGCUGGCGCAGGGCACCACGGAGGGAUUGGGGGCGACCGAGUCGGAGGCUCCCGGGGAGGUCGAAGGCGACGUCUCUCCCUUCGGGCCCAGUGUCGCGCCGCUGGGCAACCCGGGCACCCCGGUUCCGACGCCUCACGCUGCCCUGGCGGUGCCCAACCUCGGCACCGUCCUGCGACCGCCAGCCACCUCCCCCCCGGCCCGGGACCAGUGGGUAACCGCACCCCGGCACCCCCCGGAGAUGGUGAACCGGGCCCCCCCCACCGGCAGCGGCAAGGACCAGGACCCGUUCCGUGCCCCGGGAGACGGGCAGACGGGGGGCGGCGAAGAAGGCUCCGAUGACCGGGAGCCCCCAUCGAGCCAGUGGGGCUCGGCCACGGCUGCGCCAGGAGCCACCGCUCGGGAGAAAGGGGGCGGGGAAGAGGAAGGGAUGCACACGCUGAACGUCCUGCGGCCAACAGGCAAGACCCUGGAGACGAGAGGAUGUGGCCGAGGGCAAGAUGGAAUUCGGGUCAGCGAAGGCCCAGGAGGUCACCAGGGCCCUGCCGGCGAGCCCCAAGGCCCUGAACCUCCUUCCUCCAUCUCUGAGGCCUAUCGCCGGCAGCCCCACCACCGCCAACGCCAUCGAGGGGAGGCCGGAAGCCGGGACAAGGCCCAGGCCCAGGAGCCGAGCUCACAGCCCUCGGCCCUUGGGGGCGAACGUGACAGAGGCCCCCCGAGCGCCCACCCAGAGCCGGCGCUGCACCCUCCGUCUCAGGCCGCCAGCCCUGGGCAAGGGCGGCCAGAAGAUUCUGGAAGGUCGCCCGCUACCGGACUCUGGCCCAGUGGAGUGACCCAUGGAGGGAAGGAAAGUGCCGAAAACUUGCCGGCUCCAGGACUUUUGGAAAGCUCUAGAAGUUUGCAAGAGGCCGGACUCUGGCCUGGAAUGACCCGCCAAGGGAUGGAAGGUUCCAGAAACCCGCCGACACCCGGCCUCGUGGAAAGUUCUAGAAACUCGCAGGAGGCCGGACUCUGGCCUGGAAUGACCCGUGCAACAAAGGAAGGUUCUGGAAUCCCGCUGACCCUGGGCCUCGUAGAAGGUUCCGGAAACUCCCCGUUCCUGGGGCUCCGGCCCAGCGGAGGGAUGGAAGGUUUCGGAAGGUCGCCGGCCGUUCCGGUCCGCCCAUCGGACGGCCCGAGCAGAGCGAGCGAGGGAGCGGAAUGUUCCGGAAGCUGGCCGGCACCCGGCCUUCCGGAAGGUUCCGGUAGCUCGUCGGCUGCCCCAGGGCCCCCGGGGGAGCAGGGAGAAGGUUCCAGAAGGAACGGGAGCAGCCGUGUGUCUCCGUCUGGACAGGUUUCUGGCUGCAGGGAUACGGGGAAUCCGCAGUUGCUCCCGUUUCCAGUCUCUCAGGCUCCAGGCCUAACCGUGGGCCUAGGCUCAGCCCCCCGGGCCUGGGAUCCUCUCAGCUCCUCUCGGCCUGGCCGUGGUCCCAGGAUCCGAGCUGACGGAGACCACAGCCAGCAGGACCCUCCUCCUCCAUUUGGGGUUCCCUCGGAGGAAGGGAGUGCGCUGGAGCCGGUAGCUCCCACCAAUGAUGGACCAACUGAGAAGUCGGCUUUCGGGAAGGCGACACCUCUGAGGGGGAACCAAGGCCGGGGGACCCUCCUCAUCUUCAUCGGAGCGCUCUCUGUCCACAUAUCGAGGCACUAAACCUCCACUACCUUCCCUUUCUCCCUCACACGUCCUCCCUGUCCCUCCCCUUCCCCAUU
Rhincodon typus (whale shark) is the source of this 2134-nucleotide messenger RNA. Its product is annotated as collagen alpha-1(I) chain-like. The transcript is spliced from 2 exons. The record is from RefSeq and is a predicted model, not a curated record. Lineage: Eukaryota; Metazoa; Chordata; Chondrichthyes; Orectolobiformes; Rhincodontidae. The coding region runs from base 96 to 2075 and encodes 659 amino acids.